Messenger RNA from Ahaetulla prasina, 480 nucleotides. Its product is annotated as axonemal dynein light intermediate polypeptide 1-like. NCBI's taxonomy places the organism in Eukaryota, Metazoa, Chordata, Lepidosauria, Squamata, Colubridae. The record is from RefSeq and is a predicted model, not a curated record. Gene Ontology annotation, molecular function: dynein heavy chain binding. Gene Ontology annotation, cellular component: filopodium; axoneme. Bases 1 to 480 code for a protein of 159 amino acids. The transcript is spliced from 3 exons.
AUGGGGUGGGGAGGGACUGAGGUGGGCGGGUUGCUCACCUGCGUUUCUCACCCACCCCCCCAAUAUAGUGAAUGGACGGAGGAGAACCAGCUGUGGGUGCAGCAGGUCUCCAGCACGCCCAGCACGCGCAUGGACGUGGUCCACCUGCAGGAGCAGCUGGACCUUAAGCUGCAGCAGCGCCAGGCGCGCGAGACCGGCAUCUGCCCCGUGUGGGGCGAGGGCUACUCUCAGUGCUUCGACGAGCUAAUCCGGCAGGUGACCAUCAACUGCGCCGAGCGCGGGCUGCUCCUGCUGCGCGUGCGGGACGAGAUCCGGAUGACCAUCGCGGCGUACCAGACGCUCUACGAGAGCAGUGUGGCCUUCGGCAUGAGGAAGGCCUUGCAGGCAGAGCAGGGCAAAUCCGACAUGGAAAGAAAAUACAGACAAAGAAAUUCCUGGAAUCCAGUGAUGAUGCCAGGUUGCCAGUUUGGUCUCAAGUGA